This is a messenger RNA of Frankliniella occidentalis (western flower thrips), 2039 nucleotides long. RefSeq names its product FMRFamide neuropeptides (gene FMRFa). The record is from RefSeq and is a predicted model, not a curated record. Lineage: Eukaryota; Metazoa; Arthropoda; Insecta; Thysanoptera; Thripidae. Bases 308 to 1294 code for a protein of 328 amino acids. The transcript is spliced from 4 exons. Gene Ontology annotation, biological process: neuropeptide signaling pathway.
CGGGCCGCGACGGCGGCGGCCCAGAAGCCACCCUGCCUCCACCUGCUCAACAAGUGGCGCCCUCGCCGCCGCCCACCAGCGCCGCGCUCCAGGGGAGGCCCGGGGACAGAGCCCUGCAUCCGACACGCACUAGCGGGACGCACCCUCUGCUGGACCAGCGGCCAGCGCAGCGGAGCGCAGCGCAGGAGGUGGAAAACUGUAGGGGCGGCGCCAGGGGUGGUGUGGUGGUGGUGGUCAGUCGGGUCCGGCCCGGCCUCGCUGUGUGGGCCGAGGAGGAAGGACGCCGAGGACGACGCCGUGCCCGAGGAUGGGGCACUGGACGACGUUGUACUGCGUACUGCUGGCCGCGGCCUACUGCGCAGCCCAGGAUGACGUCCUGGCGGACACCGACCCCUGCCACCAUGGGUGUGACGAGAACGCCCUGCUGCUGCUGCCGAGGCGCGCGGAGCGGUCCGUACCCGUGUCGCUGAUCGCGACGGGGAUGCUGAGCCGGCGGUCGGCGCUGGAGAACAACUUCAUGCGCUUCGGCAGGAGCGCGCCCGCGGCGCCGGCCGCGUCCGAUGCCAAGGGCGUCCAGGACGACGGCGCCCUCCGCCCGGCGCGCGCCGACAACUUCAUGCGCUUCGGCCGCUCGGGCGCGGCCCUGGGGACCAUGGGUUCCGCCGCCGAGGGAGAGCGCGUGGCCCGCGGCGGGGACCACAACAGCAACGGCUUCAUCCGCUUCGGCCGCUCCAAGGACAACUACAUGCGCUUCGGCCGCGCUGGCGGCCAGGACGACAACUUCGUGCGCUUCGGCCGCCCCGAUCGCCAGAGCAACUUUGUCCGCUUUGGACGUGAGCCGAGCAACUUUGUGCGUUUCGGCCGCUCCAGCAAAGACAACUACAUGCGAUUCGGCCGCGCUGGCAAGGACAACUACAUGCGCUUCGGCAGAGACCCGAGCAACUUCGUGCGGUUCGGCAGGGACCCUGGCAGCAACUUCGUGCGCUUCGGACGGGCGGGCGAGCUGGAGGAGGAGGUGGCAGCGGAGGACGCCGACUCAGAGGUUCUGCGGGACGGCAGGGCCAAGCAGGAGAAGGACAACUACAUGCGCUUUGGACGCUCGGACGCCGGCGACGACAAGAGGGCCAAGGACAACUACAUGCGCUUCGGCAGAGGGGGCGGCAGCAGCAGCUCGGGCAGCAACUUCGUGCGCUUCGGUCGGUCGUACGUGGACGAGGACGACUCGACGGAGGGCGAAUCUGCCCGGCAGGAGGCCCAGGACGCCAGCAGGACGAAGCGGCCUCAGGGGAUGUAACGCCCCACCCUCGCCUCCGCCGUCGUCACCACCAUCAGCGCAAUCAUCUUCACCAUCUCCACCCGCGACCCCCACCCGUGGGAGUGGACCCCAUAGUGCACGGCGCGCGAGGACACGGACGAUCUGGGGCUCCUCUGUGCCCACAAUCAAUUUUUUCACGCGUGUCGGCUGGCGCCCCCCGCGUUCAACACCUACCGCCAUUUCAGUUCAGUCCGAGUAGCGAGGGGUCAGGGUGCGGGUGGGAUCACGUGCGGGGUCGCCACUGAGCGCGCCCGCACCCCGGCGCCGCCGCGCAGCUGAGUGUCUUCCUGUGCCGAUUCGGUUUCCCGUUGUUUCCCGAUCGGGCCGCCCGCCGCUCCCCGCGCCUGCCUGGUCCUCGUGGCUGGGGGUCAGGCAAGGCUCACGGCCGCCGGGCUGGACCGGACACGUCCCUACCUUGUCUCCGUUCACGUUUGUGCACAGCGGGUAUUCACUGGCUAUUUACACACUAUGGCGUGUAUUGCGCGGCGUGUUCAAUGCAUUGCGCUGGUAUUGCACAGUGCCUCGCAACACGCGUGUAGACGUAAUAUUGCGGGUGAAUACCCCCCGUAUUCGUGUUAUUCAACGGCCGCGUAGGCGCGCGUGCGCACACGCCCAGCCCUGGCGCAGGGGGCGCAGGUCGUUGUGUGACGGCCGGCCAUCGUCGUCACAUUUGUUUGUAAUGAUACUUGUUCGUCAGACAAAGUAAAGGAGUUUUGUGUCACCA